ACGGCAGCUUUUAUAGCCUCUACUACAUUCAAUAGCGGUGUAGACCUCACAGGAAUGGACGGAGCUCUAGAUGGCAAUAUGAAAACCCCGUCAAAUCAGUCUCAUUUACUGGACUUGUGCCACAGUAGAGUAAAAAAAUAUGCGGAAAAAAGACACGUAAUUGCCCACGAAGUUCAAACAAAUCCGGAGUUCCUGACCGCAGGAGUUCUUGUUCCAAUUUUUAUCAGAGAGGGAUCUCUUUAUACCCUUCUCACAUUGAGAUCUGAGCAUUUACCCACUCAUAAAGGAGAAGUUGCAUUUCCUGGAGGAAAAAAAGAAGAUGACGAUGAAGACAUUGUAGCCACAGCUUUAAGAGAAGCUCACGAAGAAGUUGGUUUAUCUCCGGAGAUAGUACAAGUCGUUGCAGUAUUGAGUCCACUGACAUCGCGUGCGAGAGCAAGGCCGAUGUACGUGUAUCCGGUAAUUGGCCUCGUAAAGUCACAAUUUGACUUAGUAAUCAACAACUCCGAGGUUCAGACUACGUUUGAGGUCCCUCUGGAGUUUUUCCUUUCGAAAGAAACACAUAAACGUGAUAAAAUGAAUUUCAAAGGCAAGACAUUUGAAUUUCAUUUCUUCUUGUAUGACACAGGUGUAGGUGAAGGCGAGAGCCAAAAAGAAAAUUCGACCUUCCAUAUUUGGGGAUUAACUGCUUCAAUUUGCUUAAGGGUGGCUAUGGUAGCUUUGAGUAAACUACCCGAGUUUGACCUUGAAGAACACUACACAGAACUUAUGCAGUACAUAACAGAGAUAAAUGGAAAUGAUGAUGAUGAUGAAUUAAGACCCCUGAGUAGAAUGUGAGAAAAAUAAGGCCAUGCUGAAAUUUUGUGUUCAAUAAUUCUGCUAACCAUCCUGUAAUCCUUUUGGGGGAACGUCACAAGACAGUAAUAAUAACCUAUGCUUCCGACAUACCACAUUAUUUUUCUAAAUAUAUUUAAAAAGUGAGGUUGUAGAU
This is a messenger RNA of Pocillopora verrucosa, 991 nucleotides long. RefSeq lists its product as uncharacterized. NCBI's taxonomy places the organism in Eukaryota, Metazoa, Cnidaria, Anthozoa, Scleractinia, Pocilloporidae. Gene Ontology annotation, molecular function: coenzyme A diphosphatase activity. Gene Ontology annotation, biological process: coenzyme A catabolic process. The record is from RefSeq and is a predicted model, not a curated record.